AGUAUCUAUCUACAUCUUGAGGAACCAUGUCCUCUUUAUACACCCGAAGUAAAGAAUUCACUCGGAAUAGGAAAUCUCAGUCUGAUUCUCCCCCAGCAUCUCCUUCCCCGACUGCCAAGACACUCCGACAUGAAAGACUUUCUAGGUUGGAAUCAGGAGGUAGUAACCCUACAACCAGUGAUACUUACAGUGACCGGGCUUCAGCAAGAGCCCGUCGUGAGGCCCGGGAAGCCCGACUAGCCACCCUGACCAGCCGUGUGGAAGAGGACAGCAACAGGGAUUAUAAAAAACUCUACGAGAGUGCCCUGACUGAAAACCAAAAACUGAAAACAAAGCUUCAGGAGGCCCAGCUAGAGCUAGCAGAUAUAAAGUCCAAGCUUGAGAAGAUGGCCCAGCAAAAACAAGAGAAGACUUCUGACAGAUCAUCAGUGCUGGAGAUGGAGAAACGGGAGAGGCGAGCCUUGGAACGGAAAAUGUCAGAAAUGGAGGAAGAAAUGAAGGUGUUAACAGAACUGAAAUCUGACAACCAGAGGCUGAAAGAUGAAAAUGGUGCCCUCAUCAGAGUCAUCAGUAAGCUGUCCAAAUAGACCAGGCUCCAAAUUUAGAAGAGAGGGAAGGGAUAGCAUUUGCUGUCCCCAGCCCUUGGCUUCCAACCAAAAGAAGUGGAUGUUUUGGUGGAAGGACACUUCUUUCUGACCCUCUUCAGUCACCUCUACACUGUACAUUUUCUCUGUACUCUCAGUGCCCCAUUCCUCCCACACUCCCACCUCCAUCCCGAGUUUUAUGACAGUUUUAAUUGAAGCAUGAUUGUGAUAAGUUGAGCCAUCUGGAGAAGGCUUUGGGGAGUACAUCAGGCUCAGCUAUGGACCCCCACCUUCCUGCUGCUCAGCUACUUUGUCCACAUUGGAUUUGGUCCAAACAUGAAAGGCUUCUACCCAAACCAAUACCCUUUAGCUUUUUACACUGACCUAGUAUCAUCUGAUAUAGGUGUGUCUUGUGGUAGCUACUCCAGCAUCCUGUCUGGGGUGCCAAGAGAAACAGGAUGUUGAAUUACUCAUCAGAUGGCCUCAGGUGACUGUGACUCUGUAUUGAGGCUCUCUAUUCUUCUUCACCUCUCAGGAACUGUCUUAAUUUUAUUUUUUCUAUCAACAACCCAGUGGCAUCCCUGCCUAACCCCUAUUCCUAACCCCUAUUCCUUCCUUCUGCCUAGCCCUUUCUCCAAGGCUCAGGUGUCCCCGACUUGGUUAAUUUCUUUCCUUUCUAUCCUUUUAUAUUUUUUUCUCCCUUCUCAGUCCCCUCACUUGAUGGUGUAAAAGCUAGAACAGAGCACCUGACCUCAGUUGUCUUUGGCCAUUGUAGAACAU
Carlito syrichta (Philippine tarsier) is the source of this 1364-nucleotide messenger RNA. RefSeq names its product protein phosphatase 1 regulatory subunit 12B-like. The coding region runs from base 27 to 587 and encodes 186 amino acids. Lineage: Eukaryota; Metazoa; Chordata; Mammalia; Primates; Tarsiidae. Gene Ontology annotation, molecular function: enzyme inhibitor activity; phosphatase regulator activity; protein kinase binding. The transcript has 7 exons. The record is from RefSeq and is a predicted model, not a curated record. Gene Ontology annotation, cellular component: cytoplasm; Z disc; A band.